AUGCUGGGGGCAGUCCAGCGGAUUUUCAGUCGGGAACCUCAACAGCAGCAGGCAGCAAGUGCACCACAGGUGGGCAAUGUCCCAUCGCUGGCCUACAGCCAGGGCCUCAGCAAAAUAGAGGGGAACACAGACGCCUCCAGUGCUCGCAACGGGGGGACUCCUUCGAGGAACACAGCUGCUGCUGCUGCUUGGCAGGACAGCGAAGGGGAUUCUUACCAGUCAUCAUCAAUCUUUGACAGGCUCAGGGAGGGCAUCCUGUGCACAGCAGUCGACAACUGCCUCAUCUGCACUUCAAAGUCCAAGUGCCUCAUCUGCAACGCGCCCUUCAAGCGCAGCUCAGAAGGGGACUGCACGUGCCCCAAGAACUACGAGCUGUCUUUGGAUGGCAGCACCUGCAACCCGGUGUCUGACCCCUUCCACCCCUUCAAGAGCAUCCAGACACAGCUCAAUGAUGUCAACCAGCGGGUCGGCAAUCUGGCGGACCAGAUCACAGUGCUGACGCAGACGCUGUCAGCGCUGACUCACUUUGUGACGGGCUUUGUCACCAACACGACGGCAUGCAUCCUGCAAGACCCUCUGUGCAGCACCUGCCUCGAUGCCACCACAUGCAAGACCUGCCGGGAGGGGUACAUCCCGGGGGCGGACGGUCGCUGCCGCUGCGACGCGGCGCUGUCGGCAAACUGCCUGCAGUGCGUGGUGCCUGGCACAUGCGGGCCCACCCCGCAGCAGAGUCUCAUCGGCCCCGUGUGCCAGCCCGGGUUUGAGCUUAUUACUGACCCCUCUGCGCCUGCCGAGCCUGGCAAAUGCAUCUGCGUCCCCUCCACCGCCGGCACCAACUGCGAGGCCUGCGUCAUGCCGGGGGUCUGCGCCGCGUGCGCAGGGGUCUUUACACUUGUCGAUGGCGUCUGCGGCUGCCCACUGGUGAACACCUGCCCUGCUUUCCUUGGGCCCACUGGACCGAGGGGACCUCCUGGAAUGUAUGGCCUCAAUGGGACCUUUGGAGAUACCGGCGCCACAGGCUAUACUGGGGCAGUGGGAGAUACUGGGGCAACUGGCUUCACUGGGGAAGUUGGAGCAACAGGCUUCACCGGCGCUACCGGCUUUACCGGGGAGACGGGCGCCACCGGCUUCACUGGAGCCACGGGCUUCACUGGCAGCACAGGCGCCACUGGCUUCACCGGCGAGACUGGAGCCACCGGCUUCACGGGCGCCACCGGCUUUACCGGCAGCACUGGCGCUACAGGGUUCACCGGCGAUACUGGAGCAACCGGCUUCACGGGCGCCACCGGCUUCACCGGCAGCACUGGGGCUACCGGCUUCACCGGCGAUACUGGAGCCACCGGCUUCACCGGCGCGACUGGAGCCACCGGCAGCACUGGCGCUACCGGCUUCACCGGCGAUACUGGAGCCACCGGCUUCACAGGCUUCACCGGCAGCACUGGCGCUACCGGCUUCACCGGCGCGAGUGGAGCCACCGGCUUCACUGGCGCCACCGGCUUUACCGGCAGCACUGGCGCCACCGGCUUCACCGGCGAGACUGGAGCCACCGGCUUCACCGGCGAGACUGGAGCCACCGGCUUCACUGGCGCUACCGGCUUCACCGGCGAGACUGGAGCCACCGGCUUCACGGGCGCCACCGGCUUCACCGGCAGCACUGGCGCUACAGGUGUCACCGGCGAGACUGGAGCAACCGGCUUCACGGGCGCCACCGGCUUCACCGGCAGCACUGGGGCUACCGGCUUCACCGGCGAUACUGGAGCCACCGGCUUCACGGGCGCCACCGGCUUCACCGGCAGCACUGGCGCUACAGGUGUCACCGGCGAUACUGGAGCCACCGGCUUCACAGGCUUCACCGGCUUCACGGGCAGCACUGGCGCUACCGGCUUCACCGGCGAGACUGGAGCCACCGGCUUCACGGGCGCCACCGGCUUCACCGGCAGCACUGGGGCUACCGGCUUCACCGGCGAUACUGGAGCCACCGGCUUCACCGGCGAGACUGGAGCCACCGGCUUCACUGGCGCUACCGGCUUCACCGGCGAGACUGGAGCCACCGGCUUCACGGGCGCCACCGGCUUCACCGGCAGCACUGGCGCUACAGGUGUCACCGGCGAGACUGGAGCAACCGGCUUCACGGGCGCCACCGGCUUCACGGGCAGCACUGGCGCUACCGGCUUCACCGGCGAGACUGGAGCCACCGGCUUCACGGGCGCCACCGGCUUCACCGGCAGCACUGGGGCUACCGGCUUCACCGGCGAUACUGGAGCCACCGGCUUCACGGGCGCCACCGGCUUCACCGGCAGCACUGGCGCUACCGGCUUCACCGGCGAUACUGGAGCCACCGGCUUCACAGGCUUCACCGGCAGCACUGGCGCUACCGGCUUCACCGGCGCGACUGGAGCCACCGGCAGCACUGGCGCCACCGGCUUCACCGGCGAGACUGGAGCCACCGGCUUCACCGGCGAGACUGGAGCCACCGGGUUCACUGGCGCUACCGGCUUCACCGGCGAGACUGGAGCCACCGGCUUCACGGGCGCCACCGGCUUCACCGGCAGCACUGGCGCUACAGGUGUCACCGGCGAGACUGGAGCAACUGGCUUCACGGGCGCCACCGGCUUCACGGGCAGCACUGGCGCUACCGGCUUCACCGGCGAGACUGGAGCCACCGGCUUCACGGGCGCUACCGGCAUUACCGGCAGCACUGGCGCUACCGGCUUCACCGGCGAGACUGGAGCAACCGGCUUCACGGGCGCCACCGGAUUUACCGGCAGCACUGGCGCUACCGGCUUCACUGGCGAGACUGGAGCAACUGGCUUCACCGGUGCUACGGGCUUCACCGGCAGCACUGGAUUUACCGGCUUCACCGGCGAGACUGGCGCUACUGGCUUCACCGGCAGCACUGGCCCUACUGGCUUCACCGGCGCCAGUGGCUUCACCGGCAGCACUGGCGCUACCGGCGAGACUGGAGCCACAGGCUUCACCGGCAGCACCGGCAGCACUGGCGCUACAGGCUUCACAGGCGAGACUGGAGCCACCGGCUUCACAGGCGCCACCGGCUCCACCGGCAAUACUGGUGCUACAGGCUUCACAGGCGAGACUGGAGCCACAGGCUUCACCGGCAGCACCGGCUUCACCGGCGAGACUGGAGCCACAGGCGCUACCGGCUUCACAGGCGAAACUGGAGCAACGGGCUUCACCGGCAGCACGGGAUCUACUGGGUUCACCGGCGAGACUGGAGCCACAGGCGCCACCGGCUUCACUGGCAGUACUGGCGCUACAGGCUUCACAGGCGUGACUGGAGCCACAGGCUUCACCGGCAGCACUGGUGCUACCGGCUUCACCGGGGAGACUGGAGCCACAGGCUUCACAGGCAGCACUGGCGCUACCGGCUUCACCGGCGAAACUGGAGCAAGGGGCUUCACAGGCGCGACUGGCUUCACCGGCAGCACUGGAGCAACAGGCUUCACAGGAUCCACUGGAGCUACGGGCUUCACUGGAGCCACCGGUGGGACUGGAGCAACAGGUUUCACAGGUUUCACUGGAGCUACCGGCAUCACUGGAGACAUUGGAGCCACUGGGGUGACUGGAGCAACAGGACUCACCGGCGCUACCGGAGCAACUGGCUUCACUGGAGCCACUGGCUUUACCGGCAAUACUGGUGCAAGUGGCUUCACUGGAGCCACCGGCUUUACUGGCAGUACUGGUGCAACUGGCUUCACUGGCGCAACUGGCUUCACGGGCGCUACUGGCUUCACAGGAUCAACAGGCGCCACAGGGGUCUCUGGCGCGACGGGCUUCACUGGUGCUACGGGCUCCACUGGCAGCACUGGUGUCACCGGAGCAACAGGCUUCUCAGGCGCAACCGGCGCAACCGGCGCCACCGGCUUCACUGGCGCCACUGGCUUCACCGGCACAACAGGCAAUGGCUUUCUGGGAGCGAUCCAGAGCCUCUUCAACAAGGCGAGCCAACCAGAGCAGGCGGCCGGGUCCCUGCCCCCGGCCGCCAGCUCCGAUUUUGUCCCUUCGCUGGCGUUCAGCCAAGGCCUGACAAAUAUCAAGGUGGUCCCAAACGGCUCCAGCACACCAGCCAGUGGCGCCGGCUGGGAGAAGGGCUGGAAGCAGGAUGGCCCCUGGAGACCUAGUGAGAGCGACAAUGUCUUGGACAGACUAAAGGCAAGCGCUGUUGUCAACCAUGGAUAUACUAGAAUCCUCAUUAACUUUAAUUCCUUCCUUUUGACUGUCAUGUGCCUGGAUGGUGUCGUCUGCGCAACGGUAGCCAACUGCCUCAUCUGCCCUACAGCAGCAAAGUGCCUCAUCUGCAAUGCCCCCUUCAGGCGCAGCUGGGAUGGAGACUGCGUAUGCCCGAAGAACUACGAGCUGGCGUCAGAUGGCAGCACCUGCAACCCGGUGUCUGACCCGUUCCACCCUUUCAAGAGCAUCCAGACGCAGCUGACCGAUGUCAACCAGCGAAUCGGCAGCCUGGCAGACCAGAUUACGGUGCUGACGCAAACGCUCACCACGGUGACGCAAUUCAUUAACACUUUUUCAGGCUACAUCAGCAAUACAACAGCCUGCAUACAGCAGGAUCCCCUGUGCGAGUUCUGCCUCAAUGCCGACACCUGCAAACUCUGCCGGGAGGGGUACAGCCCGGGGGCGGACGGCCGCUGCCGCUGCGACGCGGCGUUGUCGGCAAAUUGCCUGCAGUGCGUGGUGCCCGGCACAUGCGGGCCCACACCGCAGCAAAGCCUCACAGGCCCCGUGUGUGAGCCCGGAUUUGCUCUCGUUACGGACCCUGCGGCCCCCAACGAGCCUGGAAAAUGUGUCUGCGUUCCCUCCACUGCCGGCCCAAACUGCGACGCAUGCGUCGUGCCGGGGGUUUGCGCCGCAUGCUCCGGGGUCUUCGUGCAAGUAAACGGCGUCUGCGCCUGCCCAAGCACCAACAAGUGCCCAGCCUUCAUCGGCCCUACAGGGCCUCAGGGGCUUCCAGGUCCAUAUGGACAGAAUGGCACUUUUGGGGCAACGGGCGCCACAGGCAUCACGGGGACCAAGGGAGAUACAGGAGCUACCGGCUUCACUGGAGCCACUGGGGAGACUGGAGCAACAGGCUUCACAGGCGCUACCGGCUUCACUGGGGAGACGGGCGCAACCGGCUUCACAGGAGCCACGGGCUUCACCGGCAGCACUGGCGCCACUGGCUUCACAGGAUCCACUGGAGCUACCGGCUUCACUGGAGACACCGGAGCAACUGGCUUCACUGGAGCCACUGGGGAGACUGGAGCAACAGGCUUCACCGGCGCUACCGGCUUCACCGGGGAGACGGGCGCCACCGGCUUCACUGGAGCCACAGGCUUCACUGGCAGCACUGGCGCCACUGGCUUCACAGGAUCCACUGGAGCUACCGGCUUCACUGGAGUCACCGGAGCAAUUGGCUUCACUGGAGCCACUGGGGAGACUGGAGCAACAGGCUUCACCGGCGCUACCGGCUUCACCGGGGAGACGGGCGCCACCGGCUUCACUGGAGCCACAGGCUUCACUGGCAGCACUGGCGCCACUGGCUUCACAGGAUCCACUGGAGCUACCGGCUUCACUGGAAUCACAGGAGCAACUGGCUUCACUGGAGCCACUGGGGAGACUGGAGCAACAGGCUUUACCGGCGCUACCGGCUUCACCGGGGAGACGGGUGCCACCGGCUUCACUGGAGCCACGGGCUUCACCGGCAGCACUGGCGCUACUGGCUUCACAGGAUCCACUGGAGCUACCGGCUUCACUGGAGUCACCGGAGCAACUGGCUUCACUGGAGCCACUGGGGAGACUGGAGCAACAGGCUUCACCGGCGCUACCGGCUUCACCGGGGAGACGGGUGCCACCGGCUUCACUGGAGCCACGGGCUUCACCGGCAGCACUGGCGCUACUGGCUUCACAGGAUCCACUGGAGCUACCGGCUUCACUGGAGUCACCGGAGCAACUGGCUUCACUGGAGCCACUGGGGAGACUGGAGCAACAGGCUUCACCGGCGCUACCGGCUUCACCGGGGAGACGGGAGCCACCGGCUUCACUGGAGCCACGGGCUUCACCGGCAGCACUGGCGCCACUGGCUUCACAGGAUCCACUGGAGCUACCGGCUUCACUGGAGUCACCGGAGCAACUGGCUUCACUGGAGCCACUGGGGAGACUGGAGCAACAGGCUUCACCGGCGCUACCGGCUUCACCGGGGAGACGGGUGCCACCGGCUUCACUGGAGCCACGGGCUUCACCGGCAGCACUGGCGCCACUGGCUUCACAGGAUCCACUGGAGCUACCGGCUUCACUGGAGUCACCGGAGCAACUGGCUUCACUGGAGCCACUGGGGAGACUGGAGCAACAGGCUUCACCGGCGCUACCGGCUUCACCGGGGAGACGGGUGCCACCGGCUUCACUGGAGCCACGGGCUUCACCGGCAGCACUGGCGCCACUGGCUUCACAGGAUCCACUGGAGCUACCGGCUUCACUGGAGUCACCGGAGCAACUGGCUUCACUGGAGCCACUGGGGAGACUGGAGCAACAGGCUUCACCGGCGCUACCGGCUUCACCGGGGAGACGGGCGCCACCGGCUUCACUGGAGCCACGGGCUUCACCGGCAGCACUGGCCCCACUGGCUUCACAGGAUCCACUGGAGCUACCGGCUUCACUGGAGUCACCGGAGCAACUGGCUUCACUGGAGCCACUGGGGAGACUGGAGCAACAGGCUUCACCGGCGCUACCGGCUUCACCGGGGAGACGGGCGCCACCGGCUUCACUGGAGCCACGGGCUUCACCGGCAGCACUGGCGCCACUGGCUUCACAGGAUCCACUGGAGCUACCGGCUUCACUGGAGUCACCGGAGCAACUGGCUUCACUGGAGCCACUGGGGAGACUGGAGCAACAGGCUUCACCGGCGCUACCGGCUUCACCGGGGAGACGGGCGCCACCGGCUUCACUGGAGCCACGGGCUUCACCGGCAGCACUGGCGCUACUGGCUUCACAGGAUCCACUGGAGCUACCGGCUUCACUGGAGUCACCGGAGCAACUGGCUUCACUGGAGCCACUGGGGAGACUGGAGCAACAGGCUUCACCGGCGCUACCGGCUUCACCGGGGAGACGGGUGCCACCGGCUUCACUGGAGCCACGGGCUUCACUGGCAGCACUGGCGCCACUGGCUUCACAGGAUCCACUGGAGCUACCGGCUUCACUGGAGUCACCGGAGCAACUGGCUUCACUGGAACCACUGGGGAGACUGGAGCAACAGGCUUCACCGGACCAACCGGCUUCACCGGGGAGACGGGUGCCACCGGCUUCACUGGAGCCACGGGCUUCACUGGCAGCACUGGCGCCACUGGCUUCACAGGAUCCACUGGAGCUACCGGCUUCACUGGAGACACCGGAGCAACUGGCUUCACUGGAGCCACUGGGGAGACUGGAGCAACAGGCUUCACCGGCGCUACCGGCUUCACCGGGGAGACGGGCGCCACCGGCUUCACUGGAGCCACGGGCUUCACCGGCAGCACUGGCCCCACUGGCUUCACAGGAUCCACUGGAGCUACCGGCUUCACUGGAGUCACCGGAGCAACUGGCUUCACUGGAGCCACUGGGGAGACUGGAGCAACAGGCUUCACCGGCGCUACCGGCUUCACCGGGGAGACGGGUGCCACCGGCUUCACUGGAGCCACGGGCUUCAAUGGCAGCACUGGCGCCACUGGCUUCACAGGAUCCACUGGAGCUACCGGCUUCACUGGAGUCACCGGAGCAACUGGCUUCACUGGAGCCACUGGGGAGACUGGAGCAACAGGCUUCACCGGCGCUACCGGCUUCACCGGGGAGACGGGCGCCACCGGCUUCACUGGAGCCACGGGGUUCACCGGCAGCACUGGCGCCACUGGCUUCACAGGAUCCACUGGAGCUACCGGCUUCACUGGAGUCACCGGAGCAACUGGCUUCACUGGAGCCACUGGGGAGACUGGAGCAACAGGCUUCACCGGCGCUACCGGCUUCACCGGGGAGACGGGUGCCACCGGCUUCACUGGAGCCACGGGCUUCACCGGCAGCACUGGCGCUACUGGCUUCACAGGAUCCACUGGAGCUACCGGCUUCACUGGAGUCACCGGAGCAACUGGCUUCACUGGAGCCACUGGGGAGACUGGAGCAACAGGCUUCACCGGCGCUACCGGCUUCACCGGGGAGACGGGUGCCACCGGCUUCACUGGAGCCACGGGCUUCACUGGCAGCACUGGCGCCACUGGCUUCACAGGAUCCACUGGAGCUACCGGCUUCACUGGAGUCACCGGAGCAACUGGCUUCACUGGAGCCACUGGGGAGACUGGAGCAACAGGCUUCACCGGCGCUACCGGCUUCACCGGGGAGACGGGUGCCACCGGCUUCACUGGAGCCACGGGCUUCACUGGCAGCACUGGCGCCACUGGCUUCACAGGAUCCACGGGAGCUACCGGCUUCACUGGAGUCACCGGAGCAACUGGCUUCACCGGAGCCACUGGGGAGACUGGAGCAACAGGCUUGACCGGCGCUACCGGCUUCACCGGGGAGACGGGCGCCACCGGCUUCACGGGAGCCACCGGCUUCACUGGAGCCACGGGCUUCACUGGCAGCACUGGCGCUACUGGCUUCACAGGAUCCACUGGAGCUACCGGCUUCACUGGAGUCACCGGAGCAACUGGCUUCACUGGAACCACUGGGGAGACUGGAGCAACAGGCUUCACCGGCGCUACUGGCUUCACCGGGGAAACGGGCGCCACCGGCCUCACUGGAGCCACGGGGUUCACCGGCAGCACUGGCGCCACUGGCUUCACAGGAUCCACUGGAGCUACCGGCUUCACUGGAGUCACCGGAGCAACUGGCUUCACUGGAGCCACUGGGGAGACUGGAGCAACAGGCUUCACCGGCGCUACCGGCUUCACCGGGGAGACGGGUGCCACCGGCUUCACUGGAGCCACGGGCUUCACCGGCAGCACUGGCGCCACUGGCUUCACAGGAUCCACUGGAGCUACCGGCUUCACUGGAGUCACCGGAGCAACUGGCUUCACUGGAGCCACUGGGGAGACUGGAGCAACAGGCUUCACCGGCGCUACCGGCUUCACCGGGGAGACGGGCGCCACCGGCUUCACUGGAGCCACGGGGUUCACCGGCAGCACUGGCGCCACUGGCUUCACAGGCUUCACCGGCGCUACUGGCUUCACCGGGGAAACGGGCGCCACCGGCUUCACUGGAGCCACGGGCUUCACUGGCAGCACUGGCGCCACUGGCUUCACAGGAUCCACUGGAGCUACCGGCUUCACUGGAGUCACCGGAGCAACUGGCUUCACUGGAGCCACUGGGGAGACUGGAGCAACAGGCUUCACCGGCGCUACCGGCUUCACCGGGGAGACGGGUGCCACCGGCUUCACUGGAGCCACGGGCUUCACCGGCAGCACUGGCGCUACUGGCUUCACAGGAUCCACUGGAGCUACCGGCUUCACUGGAGUCACCGGAGCAACUGGCUUCACUGGAGCCACUGGGGAGACUGGAGCAACAGGCUUCACCGGCGCUACCGGCUUCACCGGGGAGACGGGUGCCACCGGCUUCACUGGACCCACGGGCUUCACUGGCAGCACUGGCGCCACUGGCUUCACAGGAUCCACUGGAGCUACCGGCUUCACUGGAGUCACCGGAGCAACUGGCUUCACUGGAGCCACUGGGGAGACUGGAGCAACAGGCUUCACCGGCGCUACUGGCUUCACCGGGGAAACGGGCGCCACCGGCUUCACUGGAGCCACGGGCUUCACUGGCAGCACUGGCGCCACUGGCUUCACAGGAUCCACUGGAGCUACCGGCUUCACUGGAGUCACUGGAGCAACUGGCUUCACUGGAGCCACUGGGGAGACUGGAGCAACAGGCUUCACCGGCGCUACCGGCUUCACCGGGGAGACGGGUGCCACCGGCUUCACUGGAGCCACGGGCUUCACCGGCAGCACUGGCGCUACUGGCUUCACAGGAUCCACUGGAGCUACCGGCUUCACUGGAGUCACUGGAGCAACUGGCUUCACUGGAGCCACUGGGGAGACUGGAGCAACAGGCUUCACCGGCGCUACCGGCUUCACCGGGGAGACGGGUGCCACCGGCUUCACUGGAGCCACCGGCUUCACUGGCAACACUGGCGCUACUGGCUUCACAGGAUCCACUGGAGCUACCGGCUUCACUGGAGUCACCGGAGCAACUGGCUUCACUGGAACCACUGGGGAGACUGGAGCAACAGGCUUCACCGGCGCUACUGGCUUCACCGGGGAAACGGGCGCCACCGGCCUCACUGGAGCCACGGGGUUCACCGGCAGCACUGGCGCCACUGGCUUCACAGGAUCCACUGGAGCUACCGGCUUCACUGGAGUCACCGGAGCAACUGGCUUCACUGGAGGCACUGGGGAGACUGGAGCAACAGGAUUCACCGGCGCUACCGGCUUCACCGGGGAGACGGGCGCCACCGGCUUCACUGGAGCCACGGGCUUCACUGGCAGCACUGGCGCCACUGGCUUCACAGGAUCCACUGGAGCUACCGGCUUCACUGGAGUCACCGGAGCAACUGGCUUCACUGGAGCCACUGGGGAGACUGGAGCAACAGGCUUCACCGGCGCUACCGGCUUCACCGGGGAGACGGGUGCCACCGGCUUCACUGGAGCCACGGGCUUCACCGGCAGCACUGGCGCUACUGGCUUCACAGGAUCCACUGGAGCUACCGGCUUCACUGGAGUCACCGGAGCAACUGGCUUCACUGGAGCCACUGGGGAGACUGGAGCAACAGGCUUCACCGGCGCUACCGGCUUCACCGGGGAGACGGGCGCCACCGGCUUCACUGGAGCCACGGGGUUCACCGGCAGCACUGGCGCCACUGGCUUCACAGGCUUCACCGGCGCUACUGGCUUCACCGGGGAAACGGGCGCCACCGGCUUCACUGGAGCCACGGGCUUCACUGGCAGCACUGGCGCCACUGGCUUCACAGGAUCCACUGGAGCUACCGGCUUCACUGGAGUCACCGGAGCAACUGGCUUCACUGGAGGCACUGGGGAGACUGGAGCAACAGGCUUCACCGGCGCUACCGGCUUCACCGGGGAGACGGGCGCCACCGGCUUCACUGGAGCCACGGGCUUCACUGGCAGCACUGGCGCCACUGGCUUCACAGGAUUCACUGGAGCUACCGGCUUCACUGGAGUCACCGGAGCAACUGGCUUCACUGGAGCCACUGGGGAGACUGGAGCAACAGGCUUCACCGGCGCUACCGGCUUCACCGGGGAGACGGGCGCCACCGGCUUCACUGGAGCCAUGGGCUUCACUGGCAGCACUGGCGCCACUGGCUUCACAGGAUCCACUGGAGCUACCGGCUUCACUGGAGUCACCGGAGCAACUGGCUUCACUGGAACCACUGGGGGGACUGGAGCAACAGGCUUCACCGGCGCUACUGGCUUCACUGGGGAAACGGGCGCCACCGGCCUCACUGGAGCCACGGGCUUCACUGGCAGCACUGGCGCCACUGGCUUCACAGGAUCCACUGGAGCUACCGGCUUCACUGGAGUCACCGGAGCAACUGGCUUCACUGGAGGCACUGGGGAGACUGGAGCAACAGGCUUCACCGGCGCUACCGGCUUCACCGGGGAGACGGGCGCCACCGGCUUCACUGGAGCCACGGGCUUCACUGGCAGCACUGGCGCCACUGGCUUCACAGGAUUCACUGGAGCUACCGGCUUCACUGGAGUCACCGGAGCAACUGGCUUCACUGGAGCCACUGGGGAGACUGGAGCAACAGGCUUCACCGGCGCUACCGGCUUCACCGGGGAGACGGGUGCCACCGGCUUCACUGGAGCCACGGGCUUCACUGGCAGCACUGGCGCCACUGGCUUCACAGGAUCCACAGGCGCUACCGGCUUCACCGGCGCUACCGGCUUCACCGGGGAGACGGGCGCCACCGGCUUCACUGGAGCCACAGGCUUCACUGGCAGCACUGGCGCCACUGGCUUCACAGGAUCCACUGGAGCUACCGGCUUCACUGGAGUCACCGGAGCAACUGGCUUCACUGGAGCCACUGGGGAGACUGGAGCAACAGGCUUCACCGGCGCUACUGGCUUCACCGGGGAAACGGGUGCCACCGGCUUCACUGGAGCCACGGGCUUCACUGGCAGCACUGGCGCCACUGGCUUCACAGGAUCCACUGGAGCUACCGGCUUCACUGGAGUCACCGGAGCAACUGGCUUCACUGGAGCCACUGGGGAGACUGGAGCAACAGGCUUCACAGGCGCUACCGGCUUCACCGGGGAGACGGGCGCCACCGGCUUCACUGGAGCCACGGGCUUCACUGGCAGCACUGGCGCCACUGGCUUCACAGGAUCCACUGGAGCUACCGGCUUCACUGGAGUCACCGGAGCAACUGGCUUCACUGGAGCCACUGGGGAGACUGGAGCAGCAGGCUUCACCGGCGCUACCGGCUUCACCGGGGAGACGGGCGCCACCGGCUUCACUGGAGCCACGGGCUUCACUGGCAGCACUGGCGCCACUGGCUUCACAGGAUCCACUGGAGCUACCGGCUUCACUGGAGUCACCGGAGCAACUGGCUUCACUGGAGCCACUGGGGAGACUGGAGCAGCAGGCUUCACCGGCGCUACUGGCUUCACCGGGGAGACGGGCGCCACCGGCUUCACUGGAGCCACGGGCUUCACUGGCAGCACUGGCGCCACUGGCUUCACAGGAUCCACUGGAGCUACCGGCUUCACUGGAGUCACCGGAGCAACUGGCUUCACUGGAGCCACUGGGGAGACUGGAGCAACAGGCUUCACCGGCGCUACCGGCUUCACCGGGGAGACGGGCGCCACCGGCUUCACUGGAGCCACGGGCUUCACCGGCAGCACUGGCGCCACUGGCUUCACAGGAUCCACAGGCGCUACCGGCUUCACCGGCGCUACCGGCUUCACUGGGGAGACGGGCGCCACCGGCUUCACUGGAGCCACAGGCUUCACUGGCAGCACUGGCGCCACUGGCUUCACAGGAUCCACUGGAGCUACCGGCUUCACUGGAGUCACCGGAGCAACUGGCUUCACUGGAGCCACUGGGGGGACUGGAGCAACAGGCUUCACCGGCGCUACCGGCUUCACCGGGGAGACGGGCGCCACCGGCUUCACUGGAGCCACGGGCUUCACUGGUGCCACUGGACAGACUGGAAGCACAGGCGCCACAGGGGUCACAGGGGCCACAGGCUCAACAGGCUCCACUGGAGCAACAGGUAUCACCGGGGCCACAGGUCUCACAGGUGCCACAGGCUUCACCGGCUUCACUGGAGCCACGGGCUUCACUGGCAGCACUGGCGCCACUGGCUUCACAGGUGCCACUGGACAGACUGGAAGCACAGGCGCCACAGGGGUCACUGGGGCCACAGGCUCAACAGGCUCCACUGGAGCAACAGGUAUCACCGGGGCCACGGGUCUCACAGGUGCUACAGGCUUUACCGGCGCUACCGGCUUCACCGGCGCUACCGGCUUCACCGGCUUCACUGGAGCCACGGGCUUCACUGGCAGCACUGGCGCCACUGGCUUCACAGGUGCCACUGGACAGACUGGAAGCACAGGCGCCACAGGGGUCACAGGGGCCACAGGCUCAACAGGCUCCACUGGAGCAACAGGUAUCACCGGGGCCACAGGUCUCACAGGUGCCACAGGCUUCACCGGCUUCACUGGAGCCACGGGCUUCACUGGCAGCACUGGCGCCACUGGCUUCACAGGUGCCACUGGACAGACUGGAAGCACAGGCGCCACAGGGGUCACUGGGGCCACAGGCUCAACAGGCUCCACUGGAGCAACAGGUAUCACCGGGGCCACGGGUCUCACAGGUGCUACAGGCUUUACCGGCGCUACCGGCUUCACCGGCGCUACCGGCUUCACCGGCUUCACUGGAGCCACGGGCUUCACUGGCAGCACUGGCGCCACUGGCUUCACAGGUGCCACUGGACAGACUGGAAGCACAGGCGCCACAGGGGUCACAGGGGCCACAGGCUCAACAGGCUCCACUGGAGCAACAGGUAUCACCGGGGCCACAGGUCUCACAGGUGCCACAGGCUUCACCGGCGCUACCGGCUUCACCGGCGCUACCGGCUUCACUGGCUCUACAGGGGCAACUGGUGUCACUGGGGCAACAGGCGCCACUGGCAGUACGGGCUUCACUGGUGCUACGGGCUUUACUGGCUCUACCGGUGUCACUGGGGCAACAGGCUUCACUGGCGCAACAGGGGCAACUGGUGUCACUGGGGCAACAGGCGCCACUGGCACUACGGGCUUCACUGGUGCUACGGGCUUUACUGGCUCUACCGGUGUCACUGGGGCAACAGGCUUCACUGGCGCAACAGGGGCAACUGGUGUCACUGGGGCAACAGGCGCCACUGGCAGUACGGGCUUCACUGGUGCUACGGGCUCUACUGGCUCUACCGGUGUCACUGGGGCAACAGGCUUCACUGGCGCAACAGGCGCCACUGGCAGUACGGGCUUCACUGGUGCUAUGGGCUUCACUGGCUCUACUGGUGUCACUGGCGCAACAGGCCUCACUGGCGCAACAGGAGCAACUGGUGUCACUGGGGCAACAGGCGCUACUGGACAGACAGGAGGCACGGGAGUCACUGGCUCCACCGGAGCCACUGGCGCUACGGGAUCCACUGGCUCUACUGGCUCCACUGGUGUCACUGGCGCUACUGGCCUUACAGGCGCCAGUGGGAGGACCGGCGCCACAGGUCACUGGGUGUCCUGUGAAGAAGAAGUGCCAUAUGCCAUGCGGCCAUAUGGCAUGUUCAACAUGGCCGCAUCUGUUGUCUCAGCAAUGGAUCGGGAAGGUGUUCAGAUAGAAGUGUGCGAGGCCUUUGGCAUCUUUAUAGCGAGACUUUUUUCAUGA
Coccomyxa subellipsoidea C-169 is the source of this 14916-nucleotide messenger RNA. RefSeq lists its product as hypothetical. The transcript has 74 exons. The record is from RefSeq and is a predicted model, not a curated record. The coding region runs from base 1 to 14916 and encodes 4971 amino acids. Lineage: Eukaryota; Viridiplantae; Chlorophyta; Trebouxiophyceae; Coccomyxaceae.